GUACUACAUUUCUUUCUGUUCAAGCUUGUACAUCGUCUUGUGCCUGAUAGAUCAUUGUCUGCUGCUUUGAGUUUUCGUAGUCAACAUGGCCGACAUCAACCUCCAAGAGGUCCAUGACUUCAUGAUUGAGAUCGCGCGCAAAGUUGGAGAGCGCAUCACAUCCGCAACGCCCUCCACAGGCGCCGCAGGAUCCAAGAAGAAUUCCGUUGACCUCGUAACCGAAACCGACCAAGCUGUGGAAAAGAUCAUCUCCACCUCCCUCCACGAAAAAUAUCCCUCCUUCUCCUUCAUGGGCGAAGAGACCUACAAGCCCGGCGACAAGCUCACCGACGCGCCCACAUUCAUACUCGACCCCAUAGACGGCACGACCAACUUCGUCCACCGCCACCCCUACGUCGCCAUCUCGCUCGGUCUCGCGAUAAACCAAAUUCCCACAAUCGGCAUCGUGUACAACCCCUUCACGCAGACGCUCUACUCCGGAAUAAAAGGCCACGGCUCCUACCUGACGCAGUACCUGCUCACCCCGCAGGAAAAGAAACAGCGGCUGCCGCUGUACCCCCCGACCCCCCUCGAAACCCUAAACACCUGCCUCGUAGCCGUGGAAUGGGGCUCCGACCGCUCCGACAACGACUUCCGCGUCAAGUCGUCCACCUUCGCCAGACUCGCCGCCGCGGACGGCGGCAUGGUGCACGGGCUGCGCAGCCUCGGGUCCGCGGCGCUGAACCUGUGCGCCGUCGCCGCGGGCGAGAUCGAUGUGUACUGGGAGGCGGGGUGCUGGGCGUGGGAUGUGUGCGCGGGGUGGGUGGUGCUGGGGGAGGCGGGGGGCAGGGUGGUGGAUGCGAAUCCGGGGAACUGGGAGCCGAGGGUGGACGAGAGGAGAUAUCUCGCUGUGAGGGGUGGGGAGGGGCAGGAGGGGUUGAUUGAGGAGUUUUGGGGGUUGGUGGACGGGCGGUUUGAGGUUGGUGUUUGA
Molecule: messenger RNA, 970 nt
Organism: Paraphaeosphaeria sporulosa
Lineage: Eukaryota; Fungi; Ascomycota; Dothideomycetes; Pleosporales; Didymosphaeriaceae
Product: inositol monophosphatase
Exons: 4
Coding region: 86-970 (294 amino acids)
Biological process (GO): signal transduction; phosphatidylinositol phosphate biosynthetic process; inositol metabolic process
Molecular function (GO): inositol monophosphate 1-phosphatase activity
Source: RefSeq, a predicted model, not a curated record